Messenger RNA from Cydia fagiglandana, 1051 nucleotides. RefSeq lists its product as uncharacterized. The record is from RefSeq and is a predicted model, not a curated record. The coding region runs from base 467 to 1012 and encodes 181 amino acids. The transcript is spliced from 4 exons. Lineage: Eukaryota; Metazoa; Arthropoda; Insecta; Lepidoptera; Tortricidae.
GUAUUAUACUUGUUCAAGCAAAUCUUGUCAGUAGGAAAAGGCGGCAAAUUUGAAAAAUGUAGGCGUAAAGGGAUAUCGUCUCAUAGCAAAUUUGAAUUACGCGCGUUUUUCUACUGACAAGAUUUGCUUGACCAUCUAUAUUUAUUCUGUGAUAGUGUUAUUUUUUUUAAUGGCGCCAAAUUUAAAUUAUAUUUUAUGCUAGAUGUAGUAUGUCGUCGAGUAGGUAUCUCGCGUCGAGUCUCUCUGGUCGAGUCGAUAUUUUAUUUAGUAAACGUUUAGAGAAAAUAGAAAAAUUACACAAAAUAUGAAUGACAAAAUUUAUAUUCUGAAAAAUAAACUAACAUCAGGUUACUUUUAAUUAUAUACCAUUACCUUAGUUAGAUCCCUAUCAUAUUUACUGAAUAGGUAUAUGUUCAUUAUAUGGUGAAAAUAAACAUUCAACAUAUUUUCAGUAACAAAACAAAAGAUGAAUACAGAAAGAGACGUAGGCAAACUUCGUAUAACGGGCAGUAGUCUUUCUGAAGAACUUGCUGCAAUUAAAUCUGAAUUAGAGUUUUUUAUUGGACAGUUAGAGGAAUCAAAAUCGCAGAUAUCCAACGCAUGCCACCAAAUAGCUAUGAUAAAAAUUUGUACAAGUUCAGAAACAAGUAAGGUCAGCAGUCACGUAGAGCAUUUGAAUGCUCACCGAGAAGGAUAUUAUGUCUUGUUUGAUAAGGAACGUGCGCUAUCUGAAGUACGAGAGAAAGAGAUGAGGGAAAAGGAAGCCGAAGAGUUGGAGUCGGAGCGUCAAAAACUAAAGAUUGUGGCCGCGAGGAACGACCAGCGCGCGCGGGAGGCUGCCGUGCUGGACGCUGAAAGCCAUGCCAUUGAGCAGGCCUGUGUCGUAUUAAAGAAACGAAAUACCGCGAUAAUGCUGAAAUUAAGAAGAAAACUUGUUGAAACCGAAGACAUUCGACGAGAACUUCUAAAGCAAAAAGAACAAGUCAAUGGCAAUAAUAACGAGCAAAAGUGAAUGAUAAUAAUGUAGUUAUCCUUAUUUACUUUCCUUAUU